GCUAACAUUUAAUUUUAAUUUUUCUCGAACGUAAACAAAUAUUUGUCUGGCGUGACAUGACAAUCUAGGGGCUUUUAUUUGUUUAACUUAUUAUUCUGAAUUUUUUUAAAUUUAAUUAGUUAUUUUCUUCAAGCCACAUCCUGAAAAAUUAGUAAUAUGUUUACAAAUUAUAUGUUUAUAUAUAUUUAUAAAUGAUGUGAAACAUUUUCUUUUUACAUAACAAGAAAAGAUGCAUUCAAUAGCUUCUAAAAGAUAUAGUAUUUCUAGAAGAGAUUUAUCCAAGAUUUCAUCAGAUUCAGGAAUUUCUGAAGAUAUUAAAGAAUCUCUUGAGAAGGCACAAUGUUCUUCCAAAGUAAAACAUAUUGGAGCAAAAAAUAAUGUGGACAAGAUUCUUCAACUGUCUGCUAAUGUUAAGAAAAGGAACAAGAGAAAGUUGGAUGAUGAAGAGCCUGGAAGUAGUACUAAUUUCACAUCCCAAGAAUAUUUAGAUAAAAAGCUUAUUCUACAGCAACUUAGGGAAAAAGAAAAGCAGUUGAAGAUUGCUAUUGCUUAUGAAAAACUUAGGAAAGAACAACCUGUAUUUUUGGAUUCAGAAAUUCUUAAUCAGAAAAUUGCUGAUUAUGAAAGAUUACUACAAGAAGCAAGAAAUGAGUAUAAAAUGAAAAAUAUAAUGUGUGUUAAUUUACAGCUGACUAAUACCAUUCAAAAAAUUGUUGGUAAAACAAAAACAAACUCUAAACAAAAGGGUUUUUCUGCCUCUCAAAGAAAGCACAUUGAAGAUUUAUUGGCAAAGAAAAAAGAGUUGAACCGAAGGAUAGGAGUCAGGCGAAAAGAAAUUGCUGAAAUGGAUGAAGAUAUCUUGAAGCUGAAAAAAACUGUAUCAACUAACAAACAGAAAAAGAGCAAACGAAUGGAUGCUCAUGUUUUGAAUGAUACAAGUACAAAAGCAGCUGACUUAGAAGAAUUAGAAAGGUUGGAAGAAAAUAACGAGAAAGUUGCAGAUCGUGUUCAUCUUCUCUCAGGGAUUAUCCAGUCCUUGGUUCCUUACGCUGGAAGCAGGUGGCAGGAAGAUUCCGAUCUGUUGGACAUGAUGGAAGAGUGUGAAAAAGUGUCCAAGUGCCGCUUUGACGACUUAGCUGAAAUCAAUGCACUUUUGACAAGUGUGUGUUCAGUCAAUUUGUGAACUCAAAGCACCAAGAUGGAUUAUUCUGUAUAUGUAUAUAAGGGACACUCAUUUGAAAACCCUGGUUUUAAAACUGCACGUUUCUUAUGUGUGUUAUUACAUUUUAAGAAACUGGUUUGCAAUUUAUUUACUGCGGUCUUUCAGGAAAAUUUAAUUUAUUACUUUUAAUUACUUUUUUUUUUUUCAAUUUCAAGUUUAUGCUAAUCCAUUCUUAAUUUGAAUCAAUUAUUCCUUGUGAAGAAUGUAUACAUAAAUCAAAUGUAAAUUGUCAUGCCUUAGUAAAGAUUUGAUGUUCAGAUCAACAAUGUGAAAAGUAUUUUUUAUCCAAGGUAUAGAAUGUUAUAUCAUUGCAUUCUGUUUUUAUAUAAAAAAUUGAAUAUACAUUCAGGAGCAAUGAAAAUGUUAAUAAAAAUACUCUACAAUGUCAUUGCAUAACACCUUAUUUCAUUUUUCCGCGGGGCAUGUUAUGUGUUUCUAUUUUAAU
This is a messenger RNA of Argiope bruennichi, 1667 nucleotides long. RefSeq lists its product as uncharacterized. Bases 230 to 1183 code for a protein of 317 amino acids. The transcript has 10 exons. NCBI's taxonomy places the organism in Eukaryota, Metazoa, Arthropoda, Arachnida, Araneae, Araneidae. The record is from RefSeq and is a predicted model, not a curated record.